AACGGGAUGUCUACUGGCUUCUGCUUCUCUUGCCAGCGCUGUGGAGUUCGGGCAGGAGCCUCCAUCGGGGCCACUCCUCCGCCUGCCUCUCCGGAAUGAGGCCUAAGUUCCCGCACCGGAAGGCCCCCUUUCUCUUCCAAGAGAGCCCAAGAAGAGGCCGAAGCCGAGACGAUGCCUGGGAAGCUGAAGGUGAAAAUCGUGGCCGGGCGCCAUUUACCAGUGAUGGACCGAGCUAGUGACCUGACUGAUGCCUUCGUGGAGGUGAAAUUUGGUAAUACCACCUUUAAAACAGAUGUGUGUCUCAAGUCCCUCAACCCGCAGUGGAACUCAGAGUGGUUUAAAUUUGAGGUGGAUGAUGAAGAUUUACAAGAUGAACCUCUCCAGAUCACAGUUCUUGACCAUGAUACGUACAGUGCAAAUGAUGCCAUUGGUAAAGUGUACAUUGACAUUGAUCCUUUACUGUACAGUGAGGCUGCAACUGUCAUCUCGGGAUGGUUUCCAAUUUAUGAUACCAUUCACGGUAUCCGUGGGGAAAUCAAUGUAGUUGUCAAAGUAGACCUCUUCAAUGAUUUAAAUCGAUUCAGGCAGUCAUCAUGUGGAGUCAAAUUCUUUUGCACAACAUCUAUUCCAAAGUGCUAUAGAGCUGUAAUAAUUCAUGGAUUUGUAGAAGAACUUGUGGUCAAUGAAGACCCAGAGUAUCAAUGGAUUGAUCGAAUUCGCACGCCAAGGGCAUCAAAUGAGGCCAGACAGAGGCUCAUUUCUUUAAUGUCAGGCGAACUGCAGAGGAAGAUUGGCUUAAAAGUCCUUGAGAUGAGAGGAAAUGCGGUUGUCGGGUACUUACAGUGUUUUGAUCUGGAAGGCGAGUCCGGGUUGGUGGUGCGAGCCAUAGGGACAGCGUGCACGCUGGAUAAGCUAAGCGGCCCCACAGCGUCCCUUCCCGCCUGCAGCUCCCCGUCCAAGGAGAUGAAGGAGAUUCCCUUCAAUGAAGAUCCCAAUCCCAAUACUCACUCAUCAGGACCCUCAACCCCUCUGAAAAACCAAACUUAUUCCUUUUCACCUUCCAAGUCCUACAGUCGACAGUCCUCUUCUUCUGACACAGAUUUGAGUUUGACACCCAAAACUGCACCUUACCCACAGGGGCCUAGGAUUUACCUGUGUCCCAGCUCCCCCUCUCUCCCUUGUGGGUCCCUUCAUCUUAAAAAGUCCUGUCUCCUCCUCUCGGAAUCUAGCCUUCCCCCUCAUCCUUCUAGCCUUGUCAGCCCAGUUCUGAGGAAAAGUGUUUCUUUCAGUGAAGAGCUGUUCCUGGCUGCUUCUGGAAUGGGAAGUGGUAGUGCUGGAAAAGAAGGGGGGCCCUUUAAAGCUCUUUUAAGACAACAGACUCAAUCAGCAUUGGAACAGAGGGGAGGAUCGCCUCAUAGGUUCUGUAGAAGGCGGGAAUUUCCAUUUUUCACCCUGACGGCAUUUCCUCCUGGAUUCCUCGUGCAUGUUGGGGGCGUUGUUAGUGCACGCUCUGUGAAGCUUUUGGAUCGUAUCCACAAUCCUGCCUUUGUCGGAAUUAUGGGUAACACAAGAUCUUACAAACUGCUAGACUGGAAUAGUUUCAAUUCAGAUGAACCAGAAACUCGAGAUGCAUGGUGGGCAGAAAUCAGACAAGAAAUAAAAUCCCAUGCCAAAGCAUUAGGCUGUCAUGCUGUAGUGGGCUACAGUGAAUCAACUAGCAUCUGUGAAGAGGUCUGUAUUUUAUCUGCAUCCGGCACGGCAGCUGUACUGAACCCUAGAUUUUUGCAGGAUGGCACCGUGGAGGGCUGUUUGGAACCGAGGCUAGAAGAAAAUUUGCCUGCAGGCUGUGGAUUUUGCCAUAUACCAUAUGAUGAACUGAAUAUGCCGUUUCCAGCUCAUCUCACAUACUGCAAUAACUGCAGGAAACAAAAAGUUCCUGAUGUUCUCUUCACAACCAUAGACCUCCCAGUGGAUGCAACAGUUAUUGGAAAAGGUUGUCUCAUUCAAGCAAGGUUGUGUCGCUUAAAAAAGAAGGCACAGGCAGAAGCAAAUGCCACAGCCAUCAGUAAUCUCUUGCCAUUUAUGGAAUACGAAGUGCAUACUCAGCUAAUGAAUAAACUAAAACUCAAAGCAAUGAAUGCUUUAUUUGGACUGAGAAUUCAGAUCACAGUGGGCGAAAAUAUGUUGAUGGGCUUAGCGUCGGCCACCGGUGUGUAUUUAGCAGCUUUACCAACGCCUGGUGGUAUUCAGAUUGCUGGAAAGACUCCUAAUGAUGGCUCAUACGAGCAGCAUAUAUCUCAUAUGCAGAAGAAGAUAAAUGACACGAUUGCCAAGAAUAAAGAGUUGUAUGAAAUCAAUCCUCCGGAGAUAUCUGAAGAGAUUAUAGGAUCCCCCAUUCCAGAACCUAGACAACGCUCACGACUUUUGAGAUCUCAGUCAGAAAGCUCUGAUGAAGUUACCGAAUUGGACCUUUCACAUGGGAAAAAAGAUGCCUUUGUUUUGGAGAUUGAUGACACAGAUGCCAUGGAAGAUGUACAUUCUCUCCUCACUGACGUCCCACCUCCUUCAGGCUUUUAUAGUUGUAAUACAGAAAUUAUGCCUGGUAUAAACAAUUGGACAUCUGAAAUACAGAUGUUUACAUCAGUAAGAGUAAUCCGAUUAAGCAGCCUUAACCUGACUAAUCAAGCCCUUAAUAAGAACUUUAAUGAUCUCUGUGAAAACUUGCUUAAGAGCCUGUAUUUUAAACUACGGUCUAUGAUCCCCUGCUGCCUUUGCCAUGUCAAUUUUACAGUCUCUCUCCCUGAAGAUGAAUUAAUUCAGGUUACAGUCACAGCAGUUGCAAUAACCUUUGACAAAAAUCAGGCUUUACAGACUACAAAAACACAUGCUGAGAAGUUAUUGCAAAGAGCCUCUGCAGAUAAUGAAGAACUUCUGCAGUUUCCCCUGGAACUCUGUUCAGAUUCACUUCCUUCUCAUCCUUUUCCACCAGCUAAAGAACACCUGGAGAGUGCAAGUUCUAACUCAGGUAUCCCAGCUGCACAGAGAGCAACGUCAGUUGAUUACAGUUCCUUUGCAGACAGAUGCAGCAGCUGGAUAGAGCUCAUUAAACUGAAAGCUCAGACCAUAAGGCGCGGAUCAAUUAAGACAACAGUGACAGUUGAAAAAGCAAGUCCAAUGGGUGAAGGAAACUUCCGGAAUCGUUCCACUCCACCUUGUGCAAAUUCUACCGUUGGGGUUGUUAAGAUGACACCUCUUUCUUUCAUUCCUGGAGCAAAAAUAACAAAAUAUCUUGGGAUAAUUAACAUGUUUUUUAUUCGGGAAACCACUUCUCUACGUGAGGAAGGUGGAGUCAGCGGGUUUCUGCACGCCUUCGUUGCUGAAGUGUUUGCGAUGGUGCGAGCACAUGUGGCUGCGCUGGGCGGGAACGCUGUCGUCUCCUACAUAAUGAAGCAGUGUGUCUUCAUGGAGAAUCCAAACAAAAACCAGGCACAGUGUCUUAUAAAUGUCAGUGGUGAUGCAGUGGUUUUUGUUCGCGAAUCUGAAUUAGAAGUGGUGUCUACUCAGCAGCCUGCUGCCAGUUGCCAGCCCUCAUGUCCUGGAGGAGAAGUCACAACCUGAAGUCAAUUAGAAAGAAAGAGCGCAACUAAAUGACAUUCAUCAGUCUCCUUUGUCUUUCAUUUAUCGUACUAGACGUAAAAAAUGAACUUAAUAUGAGAGAAUGAAGAAAGAAUCGAUCCCAUAUGAGGAUGUUUGAUUUGAAUGGGAUCACUUGAAGGCAUGAGAAUUUUCAAAUCUUGACUUUUUUUUUUUUUUUUACCAAAGCUAGACAGACAGGCCUCAUAGAGGCUCGACUCCCCAGGAAGUUCAGAUAAAUUUCUCUGAGAACUGUAGCAAAGAUGCAAGCUAUUUAUAAUUUAUGUUGAUUUUAAUAAAAUCGUAAUUUAAAUUAUCAGGAAAUUAGGCUAGCUAUCCUGGUGUAAUUUAUAAAAAUUAAGAAAUUAACAAAUUGUUAAUAAGUGAUCUGAUUUGAGGAAUGUAUGGGGAAAAUGGAGAAAAGUUUUCAGAAAACUGUGAGUUUAUUAAUGUGUUAUUUUGAUGAGGAAUUUGGUAACUACUAAAAGGGAAAAGUGCUUUAGCCAUCUUUGAAAAAGAAGUUAAACUUCUAUGACUUGUAUCCUAAUUGCUACAAGAGUAUAAUCUGUUUAUCAGAGCCAGUGUCCUUUCAUUGGAAGCUUAAUAAUAUCUCUAAGGAAGGAGGAAAAAAAUUACUAUAUAACUUCAUUUUUACCCAAGUUUCAGUUUGUGUUUAAUUUUUCUGGAAGGGGCUUGGCUUCAACUGGGAAGAACAGGCCAGUGAAUUUUGUUGAAGUAGUUAAAAUGUGAUCUAGUUGGAACAUAAAAUUAUUUUCUAAUAAAGUCAUACUGAGCUCCUACCAAAUAAACAGAAUUUUAGUACUAUCUUAUUAGGGGUUUGGGGUGGUGAGGUAGACUGUAUUUGGCAUAGAAUUUGGAAAUGUAACUUGAAUGUAAAUAUGCUCCAGAAUGUUGAAUGUAUAGAUAGAAAUACUUUUUUUUUUUUUGUCAAUGCCAAAUACAUAUUACAAAUGAACCUUUAAAAGUACAUUCCUCCUUUGGACAAUAAAAUUUCUUUAUGAAACUCAUGAUUUUGCUCUUCCAGGAUAACAACUGCCCUAAAGAUUAGGAGUCAUUUCCUUGUUAUCACAGGUGUCAAUAUUUUUCUGUAUUUUGUUUAUAAUUUUAUUUUUUAAAUAAAAGGUUUUAUAAACUGGAA
Cervus elaphus (red deer) is the source of this 4792-nucleotide messenger RNA. It is a transcript of the gene C2CD5, whose product is annotated as C2 calcium dependent domain containing 5. The transcript has 30 exons. Gene Ontology annotation, molecular function: calcium ion binding; calcium-dependent phospholipid binding. Gene Ontology annotation, cellular component: plasma membrane. The record is from RefSeq and is a predicted model, not a curated record. Bases 172 to 3618 code for a protein of 1148 amino acids. Gene Ontology annotation, biological process: positive regulation of protein targeting to membrane; positive regulation of D-glucose transmembrane transport; intracellular protein transmembrane transport. Lineage: Eukaryota; Metazoa; Chordata; Mammalia; Artiodactyla; Cervidae.